This is a messenger RNA of Zalophus californianus (California sea lion), 1008 nucleotides long. Its product is annotated as ubiquinol-cytochrome-c reductase complex assembly factor 2. Gene Ontology annotation, biological process: mitochondrial respiratory chain complex III assembly. NCBI's taxonomy places the organism in Eukaryota, Metazoa, Chordata, Mammalia, Carnivora, Otariidae. The transcript has 5 exons. Gene Ontology annotation, cellular component: mitochondrial matrix. The record is from RefSeq and is a predicted model, not a curated record. Bases 40 to 450 code for a protein of 136 amino acids.
CGACUCCUCCCUCAAGGGCGCGGACAAACGGGGCCCAAAAUGGCGGCCAGCCGCUACCGGCGUUUCCUUAAGCUGUGUGAGGAAUGGCCAGUGGACGAGACCAAACGGGGCCGGGACUUGGGCGCUUACCUGCGGCAGCGGGUGGCACAGGCCUUUCGGGAGGGAGAGAACACCCAGAUUGCAGAGCCUGAGGCCUGUGAUCAGAUGUAUGAGAGCCUAGCACGACUCCAUUCAAACUAUUACAAACACAAGUACCCUCGCCCCAGAGACACGAGCUUCAGUGGCCUGUCCGUGGAAGAAUACAAGCUGAUCCUGUCCACAGACACCUUGGAAGAGUUUAAGGAAAUGAAUAAAGGCAUGUGGAAGAAGCUGCAGGAGAAGUUUGCCCCCAGGAAUCCCGAGGAGAAGCAGAAGGCCUGGGCUCGGUCCUUAUCUCGCCCGCGCACCUAAGAGUGGAGUCUUGAGCUCCUGGGGGAGAGCCAAAAAUAGCGGUAAAUAUUGAAGAAGGCAUCCUGUUGCAAACAGAGAGCAGCAGGAGGUGGUGUGGCGGAGAGAUGAGAAGAGACUGCUUGGCCCUCAUUCCCACUGACUCAGAAGGACGGAGCCCAGUCCUCUGCCCCUGACCUUGCAGAAAACCCGUGUUCCAGGUUGGCUUAAGGUCCUGAGUAGAGCUACGGACGGGCCUUGGCCAGGCGGGGCCUCGGGUUGCAGUCGGCUUCAGCACGCUGCGCGGGUUGUGUGGGAGGUCACGGGACGAAAGCCCCCUGGCCAGGGCCACACACAGGGUCACCUUCUUAUUCCCUGGAACCUUAGCUCUUUUGUAAAUGUUCAUGUUCCCCACUUGAGCUUUCUUCCAGCAAGCGCAGAACCGAGAGAAGGGGUGGGUAGGGCAGGGGCUGACGGCACCCCUUGUGGGGAAGAAGCGAAUGUGAGCUCUUAACCUCAUCUGUACCUGGACUCCUCAGUAUGUGUUGAAGUACAUACAAUAAAACAGAAACCACUUCUGUC